GCCCCGCCGCGCUUCGAAUCUGCCGCGCGCUGAGCACAGCCCUGUGACCCGGAAGUGUUCAGCGGGGGCGAAGGGGCCACUUCCGACUGGCGCAGGUCGGGCUACGGGCAGCCGCUUCUCGGCGGAUCCGCUGCGACCGCAGCCAUGGGCAAGAAGCACAAGAAGCACAAGGCGGAGUGGCGCUCGUCGUACGAAGAUUACACGGACACACCACUGGAGAAGCCUCUGAAGCUAGUGCUCAAGGUGGGAGGAAGCGAAGUGACGGAACUUUCAGGAUCUGGCCACGACUCCAGCUACUAUGAUGAUAGGUCAGACCAUGAGCGGGAGAGACACAAAGAAAAGAAGAAGAAAAAGAAGAAGAAGUCAGAGAAGGAAAAGCACCUCGAUGAGGAGGAGAGAAGGAAACGGAAGGAAGAGAAAAAGCGGAAGCGGGAGAAGGAGCACUGCGACUCAGAGGGGGAGGCUGAUGCCUUCGACCCUGGAAAGAAGGUGGAGGUGGAGCCACCCCCAGAUCGACCAGUGAGAGCCUGCCGAACACAGCCAGCUGAGAAUGAGAGCACACCUAUCCAGAGGCUUCUGGAGCACUUCCUCCGUCAGCUGCAGAGAAAAGAUCCUCAUGGAUUUUUUGCUUUUCCUGUCACGGAUGCAAUUGCUCCUGGGUAUUCAAUGAUAAUAAAACAUCCCAUGGACUUUGGCACAAUGAAAGACAAGAUCGUAGCCAAUGAAUAUAAAUCAGUCACAGAAUUUAAGGCAGAUUUCAAAUUAAUGUGUGAUAAUGCGAUGACCUACAAUAGACCAGACACCGUGUACUACAAGUUAGCCAAGAAGAUCCUGCAUGCGGGCUUUAAGAUGAUGAGCAAACAGGCAGCUCUCUUGGGCAGUGAAGACCCAGCAGUUGAGGAACCUGUUCCUGAGGUUGUCCCAGUGCAAGUAGAAACCACCAAGAAAUCCAAAAAGCCGAGUAGAGAAGUUAUCAGCUGCAUGUUUGAGCCUGAAGGGAAUGCCUGCAGCCUGACAGACAGCACUGCAGAGGAGCACGUGCUAGCCCUAGUAGAGCACGCAGCUGACGAGGCUCGGGACAGAAUUAACCGGUUUCUCCCAGGUGGCAAGAUGGGGUACCUGAAGAAGCUUGGAGAUGGAAGUCUGCUCUACAGCGUGGUGAAUGCAACUGAGCCUGACGCUGAUGAGGAGGAGACACACCCUGUGGACCUGAGUUCACUGUCUAGCAAGUUGCUCCCAGGUUUUACGACACUGGGUUUCAAAGAUGAAAGAAGAAGUAAAGUUACAUUCCUCUCUAGUGCAAGCACUGCGCUUUCAAUGCAGAACAACUCUGUGUUUGGGGACCUGAAAUCAGAUGAGAUGGAACUUCUGUACUCGGCAUAUGGAGACGAGACUGGUGUGCAGUGUGCACUGAGCCUGCAGGAGUUCGUGAAGGAUGCUGGGAGCUACAGCAAGAAAAUGGUAGACGACCUCCUGGACCAAAUCACAGGUGGAGAUCACUCAAGGAUGAUCUUCCAGCUGAAGCAGAGGAGGAGCAUCCCCAUGAGACCUGCAGAUGACGUGAAGGUUGGGGACCCACUAGGAGAUAGUGGCCCUGUUCUGGAUUUCAUGUCAAUGAAACCAUACCCUGAUGUCUCUCUGGAUGUGUCCAUGCUCAGCUCUCUGGGGAAAGUGAAGAAGGAGCUGGACCACGAUGAGAGCCACUUGAACUUGGACGAGACAACCAGGCUCCUGCAGGACUUGCACGAAGCACAAGCAGAGCGAGGAGGCUCCCGGCCAUCCUCCAAUCUCAGCUCUCUGUCCACUGCCUCUGAGAGGGAGCAGCACCCGCCAGGAAGUCCUUCUCGCCUUAGUGUUGGGGAGCAGCCGGAUGUUACCCAUGACCCUUAUGAAUUCCUUCAGUCUCCAGAACCUGCAGCUUCUGCCAAGAACUAACUUGUGGGCUUUCCAGCUGUUUUCUUUUUCUUUUUUUUUUUUUCCCAAGUUUUUUUGAUACACGGUUUUUUGU
Microtus oregoni (creeping vole) is the source of this 2008-nucleotide messenger RNA. RefSeq names its product bromodomain containing 9 (gene Brd9). NCBI's taxonomy places the organism in Eukaryota, Metazoa, Chordata, Mammalia, Rodentia, Cricetidae. Gene Ontology annotation, cellular component: nucleus. The record is from RefSeq and is a predicted model, not a curated record. Gene Ontology annotation, biological process: regulation of transcription by RNA polymerase II. The transcript is spliced from 16 exons. Bases 145 to 1935 code for a protein of 596 amino acids.